AUGACGUCGGCCGUCAACCCAGUCUACCCAAUGUCGUCGGCGCGCGUGCCACCGGAUGCAGUCACGGGUAGCCGCGAUGGCAACUACUCGUCCUUCCCGGUGGUCAAGAUCGACGAACUCCUCGGUGUCCUUUCCGAGAUGGGUCUCUCCAUCUCUCCCGAAGACCUGCAAAAGCCACAGGGUCACGUCGCCCACCGAGUCUUUGUCGCUUUUCUCGAAUGCCUCUCAGGCACGACCACAGAGAUGAUGGAUGGGAGGCGUCACGAAGCGCUCGCAUCCGCCGAGUACCGCGAGCUGUACGAAGACGGUCUCCAGAUGCUCAUGUUCUUCCGCGAGGUCAAGGACAUGAUGAACGCAGCCACGCUCUACGAUUUCACGCUGCAGGAUCUCACACGGCCCAACCCCAAGCGUUUCCGUCGUCAGAUGUCCGCCUUGGUCAACUUCUACCGCUUCCGGUCCGACCGUAUCGUCGAAUUCGAGGAACUCGUUACGGGCUCCGAAGACCUUGAAAACAAGCGCAACGAGCUCGAAGACGACAUUGACCGUCAGCGAAGCGAGUUGGCGCGUUUCAAAGCAGAGCGAGAACUCGACGAGCCCAAAGUCAAAGAGCUGCAGCGCAUCAAUGCCGAGAUCACCGACGACCUCUUGGCAGCGAGGAACCAGCAGAAGGAGACCAUGGAAGAGCUCGAGGAGCUCAAAAAGCGCAAAGACUCGUUGGCCGUCAAACACGCCGAACUGGCGCAGGAAAAGUUCCAGAUCUAUGAAAAGAUCACCUACCUCGAAGCGCGUGUCGUGUCUAGCCCGAGCAAGAUGAAGAACAGCGUCCGCGAGCUGUCCGAGCAACUCGACAAAGACACUGUAUCUCUGCAAGAGACCCUCAAGAAGGUCGAAGAGUUCAAGCGAAACCUCGAAACGCUCGAAACGCUCAGCAACGACCUCGAGAGCUGCAUGAACGCAAUGCACGAAGUCAACCUCGAGAUCGUCAAGGGCAAAGAAGAGGUGCAGAACCAAGCCGACCUGCAAGCUCUGUCGCAGGGGAUCAACAACCAGCUUGCGUCGCUCAAGCACUCGCUCGAAAUGACCCAGUACGAGAUGAAGAGGCUGGAAGACAAACAGAACCGCAACCGCAAAACGCUCAUGGACAUCACCGAGAAGCACACCAAGAAGAUGGAGAAUUUGCAGAGCGAGUUCGAGACGGCCAAGCAGGAGAGGAACAGGAAGAACCAGUUGGCCGAGGUCAAGAACGUGGAAUCCGAGAAGAUCGAGGCCAAGAUGGCCGAGCUCGAAGAGGCGUACGAGGGGUAUCAGAAGAAGAUGAUUCGUCAGAAGGAUGCUAUCGAGACCGCCGUCAGGCUUUAUAUCAGCACGCUGACCAACUCGUUGCAGCUCGAACGCUUUUCGACAUGA
This is a messenger RNA of Sporisorium graminicola, 1407 nucleotides long. RefSeq lists its product as uncharacterized. Gene Ontology annotation, molecular function: protein-containing complex binding. The coding region runs from base 1 to 1407 and encodes 468 amino acids. The record is from RefSeq and is a predicted model, not a curated record. The transcript has a single exon. Gene Ontology annotation, cellular component: Ndc80 complex; kinetochore. NCBI's taxonomy places the organism in Eukaryota, Fungi, Basidiomycota, Ustilaginomycetes, Ustilaginales, Ustilaginaceae. Gene Ontology annotation, biological process: meiotic chromosome segregation; mitotic spindle organization; attachment of mitotic spindle microtubules to kinetochore.